AAGCGCCGGGUCUGGAAGUCCGUUGAAAAAAAAUAAACGUUUGAGGCGCUUAUUAGAGGAAAUACGGUAAGUUAACUGUACUGAUUGACGUGAAGCGUGAUGUUACACGUUAUUUUGUUCAGGUUGCAUUGCUGAUGUUAGUGAGGACGAUAUUGCGUCAGAGCUGAUGCAACUUUGUUUUAGCAGAAUCGUUUAUGUUUGUCGAAAUGCCAUGUAGAUCUACAUAUAUAAUCCAAAUGGUAGCGAUGUAGAGUCUGCCAGGGCCACCAGCUGAAUACACGUACGGAAUCAUCACCAUGGAAGUUGAGGCUAUUCAACAGAAACUGGGAGGCUAUGGCUGCUAUCAGAUGCUUGUGUAUACCCUCCUUGGUCUGUUGUACAUGAGAGGCGCCUGGCACACGUUUAGCAUCAUAUUUCUGGGUGCAGUCCCUGACCAUACCUGCACAAUUCCAAACGGAACAGUCGACGAUGGUCAUCAUGUUGUAGCAGGGAAGUGUGAUAUUACACUUACAGUCUCAAAUGGAACAUACGCUGUCAAUGAGACGGUUGCAUGCAGUACCUGGCAGUAUGAUAACAUGCUCAAUGGUUCCAGCAUUGUAGAAGAGUGGGACCUGGUGUGUGACAGGAAUUACCUGGUGGAACUGUCUACAACCAUCUACAUGAUUGGCACAGCAUCAGGAGCAGUGAUCCUCACUCCGUUUUCUGACCGAUUUGGCAGAAAGAUUCUCCUCCUGACCUGUCUCGGUAUUCAAGCUGUCAUCGGCUUUGCUGUUGCAUUUGUACAGAACUAUGUUGCUUUUACACUGUUGCGAGCCGUGGUGGGAUUUCUCAAUAUGGGCAUAGCACUGAGUGCAUAUGUAAUGAUGACAGAGGUGUUUCCCGCUUUGCACCGCACUCUUCCGUCCAUCGCCAUGCAGAUCUUUUGGGCUGUCGGGGUCAUGUUGCUGUCUUUGUUUGCGUACCUUGUGCGAGACUGGCGCAAACUGGAGAUGCUGGUGUCCCUGCCUAAUAUGUUGGCCAUUGUCUAUAUAUGGUGUCUCCCAGAAUCUCUCCCGUGGUUAUUAUCUCAGAAGAAAAUAAGACAAGCCAAAGCUGUGAUUAGAUGGGCAAGCAAGUUAAAUAGACUUCCAUCCAACCUGGAUGUGUUGCUUGACGCCCCCAGUUCCUCAGCUGGUCAUAAUGGGCAUGUUCUGGUUGAUGGGGAGGGUGAGACUCAAGCCUUAACUCUGCAGGAUCCUCAGGAGUCGAGUGCAAUCAGUGCUGGCAACAAUAAAGCUCAGCCUGGAAUUCUAGAUCUGGUGAAGACGACACGAAUACGACUUUAUUCAAUACUGCUGUGGUUUUUAUUUUUUGUGAACAGUUUAAGUUAUUUUGGGUUGUCCUUCAAUACUCCGAAUCUCCAUGGCAACCCAUACCUCAACCUGUGUCUGAUGGGAGCUGUUGAGAUCCCAGCCUAUGUUAUAUGCAUGCUGGUCAUUUAUUGGAUGGGACGUCGAGUGCCAGUGUGUGUGUUUCUGUUAAUCUGUGGAGUGACCAACAUAGCGGCCAUCUUUGUUCCAGCUGAAGCAGAGAGUGGGGCCAAUCUAUCCCAUCUGAAGCUGGCUUUGGUGAUGAUAGGGAAGUUUGGCAUUACUGGCUCCUACUCCACGAUCUACCUGCUUGCAGCCGAAACAUUCCCUACCUCUGUCAGGAAUCAAGCGGUGGGAAUUGCAUCAUUCUUUGAGAAUAUUGGUAGCAUUUCUGCUCCUCUCAUUGUGUAUGUGGCCAAGAAGAUCCCUGAGGUUCCUUUUGUUCUGUUUGGUGUGCUGACAAUCAUCGGAGCAGGUUGUGUGUUGUUGCUUCCUGAGACCCGGAACCGACCCCUCCCUGAAACCGUGGAGGAGAUCGAGGGCUGGCACAAGAAGCCGACAUCUUGACCCGCCACCAUAUCCUCUAAUACAGCAUCCUUGAUGACAAGAGAAUAACCCAACAUAUCUUUCUAGAGAAUAUAUUUUGAUAUUGUUUAUGUCUAACAUAUCUAAUUAUUUCUGUGACUUUGGGGUAUUUAAGUGUGUGUCUGAAUUGGAGUGCGUCUUGAAGUGUUAUGAAGUUACGAGUUAAUUUUAAUUUUUCAAAAUACAAUGAUUUGAAUCAUCCUACACUGACAAACAGAAGCUGUGGGAAAUUCAGCUACAGUUACAUUAUCUAUAUGUUUUUGUCAGAGGCAAUAUGUGACAAUACUCAAGUAUUUGGUAUUUACACAGCCUUACAAACCUUCUGUGAUGUUUCUUCUUAAGUAGGAUCAUUUUUAAACAUUAUGACUUUUCUACACAGAAAUUCAUCAAAACUAUGUAAAGUCAUCCAUUGUUUGACGUUGUAUCAUUGCUAAAUGAUGAUAACCAGUUUGUGAGAAGAAUCACUGCAGUAAAAGCUUCAUCCAUCGAUGGAACACUUUAGGUGUGAAAAUGAGUGUUGGUCCAAUUCGUUUUAUGGAUGAAUGAUUGGGUUUUUUAUUUUAUGGAAGGAUUCAAUAAUAAAAUCUAUGUCAACUGGAAGGGAUGAUUUUUGGUAGGACUGCUAUGUUAAGAUUAUUGAUUUUUCCAUGCACCGGUUCUUCUUUCAAGUUACCCUGGGAGUGCUUUAAGCAAGUGUAAUGAAAAGGUCAAAG
This is a messenger RNA of Haliotis rubra (blacklip abalone), 2647 nucleotides long. RefSeq names its product organic cation transporter protein-like. The record is from RefSeq and is a predicted model, not a curated record. NCBI's taxonomy places the organism in Eukaryota, Metazoa, Mollusca, Gastropoda, Lepetellida, Haliotidae. Gene Ontology annotation, molecular function: transmembrane transporter activity. The transcript has 10 exons. Bases 297 to 1916 code for a protein of 539 amino acids. Gene Ontology annotation, biological process: transmembrane transport.